Chaetomium fimeti is the source of this 527-nucleotide messenger RNA. RefSeq lists its product as uncharacterized. The coding region runs from base 137 to 466 and encodes 109 amino acids. The transcript has a single exon. The record is from RefSeq and is a predicted model, not a curated record. Lineage: Eukaryota; Fungi; Ascomycota; Sordariomycetes; Sordariales; Chaetomiaceae.
UACACCAUUCUGGGGUGUGUGUCUUGCUUUGGAUUAGUAUCGGCGGGCUACGUUUACAGGGUAGAACCUCGCCCGACCCAGGUGAGCUUGAGCAUCAGGACGUCCGAGAAGUGAAGUAGGUUUGGUAUAGGGGUAAAUGCUGCUCUUUAGGAUAUCUUCAACUGCCGCAAGCUUUCUGCUGCGCUAUUCCAUGAACUUACUGUCUCCUCCGUGUCCUGCAUCUUCCGAGUCACCGUGUCCUGAUGAUCGAAGCCCCGGGGGGACCAAGCGCGGACUGCUAAUGGCCAUUGCUCGGGAUAUCAGCAACCUCGGUUGGUACUCUCGAGCACGUCACCUAUGCCCUCCCGAUAACAGAGGGCUGUGCACCUCUUCACGUGGUAACGGUCCGAGCUCGAUCCUAUUCUCAAUCCUUCCUUUCUUGAUAACGAGGACCGGGCUCGGGAAGAGACCAACCUCAACCGAGUAACCGUCCACAUCUACACCGCGGAAUUCCAUUUGACUUCCAGCGACAUUCAUAUCUCUGGAUU